This is a messenger RNA of Epithele typhae, 2064 nucleotides long. Its product is annotated as HET-domain-containing protein. NCBI's taxonomy places the organism in Eukaryota, Fungi, Basidiomycota, Agaricomycetes, Polyporales, Epitheliaceae. The transcript is spliced from 3 exons. The record is from RefSeq and is a predicted model, not a curated record. Bases 1 to 2064 code for a protein of 687 amino acids.
AUGUGGUUGCUCCAGACGACCACUGCGACUCUGACACAGUUCGCUGAUAUAUCUGCGGUGCCGGGCGGCUACGCCAUCCUAUCCCACACGUGGAAGAGGUCCGGGGAACAGUCUUUUCGUGAAUUGCAAGACAUCAUUCGGCGCUGCAAGAAAGACGACUCCAACGCUCGAGACCACGUAUCGGAGAAGAUCGAGAGCUGCUGUAUUCAGGCCGAGAAGGACGGGUACGAAUGGGUCUGGAUCGACACUUGCUGCAUCGACAAGGACUCCAGCACCGAGCUCUCCGAGGCCAUCAACUCCAUGUUCACCUGGUACCUCCACGCCGAGGUGUGUUACGCCUACCUUUCCGACGUCCCAUCGCGCGACCACCCCCGCGACUGGCUCUACGACUUCAUCCGUGCGCGCUGGCACUCGCGCGGCUGGACGCUGCAAGAGCUCCUCGCCCCCGCGCUCGUCGUGUUCUUCUCCGCAGACUGGGAGGUGAUCGGCACCAAGGAUGAGCUUGCAAACAUCCUAUCCGUGAUCACGGCCAUCCCUUCGUCCGUUCUCACCCGACAGACGUCCAUCUUCAGCCUGCCGAUCGCCACACGCAUGACGUGGGCAGCUCACCGCGAAACGACUCGCAUUGAGGACGAGGCGUACUGCCUGCUCGGCAUCUUCGACAUCAAUAUGCCGACUCUGUAUGGGGAGGGCGCACGCGCGUUCUACCGCCUUCAGCAAGAGAUCGCGAAGCAGUCACCGGAUACCACACUUUUCGCAUGGGGCGACCGACACACCGAUCGAGAAGACAAGAUAGAGAUGAAGGUCGAAGUAGACCAUCUCUCAGCCGAGAGCUCCCGCGAUCUCAACAUAUGGGAAGAUGCCUCAAAGCACUUCUUGUUCGCACCGUCGCCUCGUAACUUCAGAUAUGUUCUCGGUGCAUCAAUGUCCUUCACGCCCCGAGUUUCUGGCCAGGCGGUUCUACAACCCUAUACGGUCGCACAUUGCAGUGAUCGCGAGGACGGGAAAACACGCAGCGCAGUCGGCCCCUUCGGCCCAGGCUACGAUCUUCCCAGCUUCGAGAUGACCAAUCUCGGCAUGAAGUGCUGUCUUCCGCUUGCGGAGGUAAACGGCCACACCAUCGCCGUCCUCUUCUGCGAGACCAACAGGGACCACGUCGGCCUCCUCCUCAACCCCGUCUCUCCCGACCAUGCGUGUUCACGCCAAACGUACCACGUCGGCGCGCGCUGCAGCUUCCCCUCCAAAUAUACCAAGCGCUACAUCCGAGUCGUGCACCUCGGCGCGGACUUCCACAACCUCUCCUUCCGCGGGACGACCUUCCGGGCCGCGUGGCGCGAGUUCUACAUCGCGACCGCCCCUCCCAUCGCCUCCGCACACAGCAUCCUCGGGCUCGCGUCCGACCGCGUUCCUGGCAUCCCCUUCCGAAUCCCGCGCUGGCUCUUCCGCGUCUUCACGGGCCUAGAGCUGUUCCCGGAGUCGACGAUCACGACCGGAGCGGAUGGGCCGCCCGUUAAAGUCGUCAGAUUCGCAAACACGAACAACUUCGUGAACACGACGAUGAUCCUCGUCCUCGGGACGCUCCGGGCGUUCUUGGACAUGUCCGUCACCAACCACUCGGGGGCCGUUCGGGCGGACGGGCUGGGCGCCCACGCCUGCCCGGACGACCACGUCGCCUUCUGGCCCGGGUGGACGCGGGAGUUCGAGGCGUCGCACGGCGUGCACCACGUGCGCCUCUCGUUCUCGCGCUGCCCCCACGAUCCGGCCGCGACGCGGGUGCUCCACGCGGAGCUGCGCACUGCGCUCUACCCCGCCUCGGUCGUCGUCCCUCCGCGGGUGCCGCUCUCUGCGGAGGACCGGGCGGCGUCAGAGCGGUCGCGGGAGGAGAAGCUCGGGAGCACGAGGGCGAUGGAGGAGGCGAGCGUCACGUCCACGCCCCCAGCUGAAGGUGGACGGAAGCGUGCGCGCGAGGACGAUCCGGGGGACGAUACGCGUAGGGCCACCCGCUUCCGCAGUGGAUCGUCGCCUGUGCCCGACGCGUCGCAAGAUCCAGGGGAAUCCCGUUGA